This is a messenger RNA of Eimeria mitis, 633 nucleotides long. RefSeq lists its product as uncharacterized. The record is from RefSeq and is a predicted model, not a curated record. Lineage: Eukaryota; Apicomplexa; Conoidasida; Eucoccidiorida; Eimeriidae.
AUGCCCACUAAGGCAAGCCGAGAUGUGCAUACCAUGGGUGGGGGAGAUAAAGAGCACGAAUUCGAGUUGCCUGCAUUGAAGCUGGCCCAGUUGCUGAACUGUAGAGACAUCGAAUUGGAGGGAUUGGGAAUAGAGUAUGUUAACACCAAGGCGGAGGAUGGAGAAAGCACUUUCCAUGCGGCUUUGAUUGCUGAGGUUAUAGAUGGGCGGACUGUCGACUGUGUUCCGCUGACGAGCUGUGAGGACCUUGACUCGCGAGUGGAUGAUGAAGAGGCGAGGAAAGUUCCGUCUGUAAUCCUUUCACUGAAAGUGCCGUCAAAAACUUAUGUGGACCUCGAGAGCCCCCCGCAGAGUAAAGUAGGCUAUGUGAGCCGGGGAGUGAGGGAUGUAGAGGCAAGGCAGUUUCAGCUUGCGGGCAUAACCGUGCCAAAGGCGAAACUGGAUGACACACCAGUGACGAGUGUAGGUGGUUCUUCGUCGUCGAGGUCCUACGGCAGCGAACAUCUGGAUGCAGCGGGGGAGCCUCUGGGGGUGGCCGCUGCAGCUUCGCUUGCCGACCUCGUGCUAGGAGGCAGAGCAACUGUACAGCUGUUUGGCAAAGAAAGCGUCGCGGGCAUUGCAGACUGUUCAUGA